CGAGAUGUUCGCUAGCUAAAUGGGGGCGGAGCGACGAAAUUUUCAAAAGCUUUCGCCGGUCGCAAGCACGCCGACAAGAAAAGAAAAAGAAAAGGUGAAACUUAACUGCACUAAACGGCUGGUUGGAAACUGCAAACCUGGUUUGCCAGUUGGUGUCUUCAGUAAAUCCCAGCUAGCGAUGGCGGCCACCAUCACAUUUGGAACCACCUGCGCUCCAUGCAAAACUGCUGCUGAGCAGAGUGCACAGUUGGAAGAAGAAACCGAUGAAAAAGGAAACUGUGACCCGGAAAAACUUCUGCAGUGCCCUUUUGAUAAGAACCACCAAAUCCGAGCUUGCCGCUUCCCUUACCAUCUGAUAAAGUGCAGGAAGAAUCAUCCGAAACUGGCCAUGGAGCUAAAAACCUGCCCUUUCAAUGCUCGCCACCUGGUCCCCAAGCAUGAGCUGACAUACCACACUGAAACCUGUGAAGACCGAAUAUCUGUGGACACUGAAGAUGGUGGAAGUACAAAUGGACUUAGUAAAUGGCAGGUCCCAGUCAGCACUUGGGUAAACCAGAACAUGACUGAGGAUUGGGACAAAGAGGCUGAUGAUGAUGCUGCUCCGUUUGUGUGGGGUGUAAACACAGUCCUGAAUCAGAAGCAGCUGCAGGAAACGAUGCCCACCAACAACCUUGGUCCAAGUUUUAGAACGCCCAAUACCCUUCCCUGGACCCCGAUAUAAAGUAUAAUGCAUGCUUAACUUAUUUUAUAUUUGAUAUACUGUAGGUUCAAGUUGCAGCAGUCUCAUUUUAGUCACCUGAUGUGGUACCGUAACUGCAGAAAAGCCUCCUUUGUUUUAGUUUUUUCUGUAUUUAUGUGCGUUCCCAACUGUUAACAGUUACAAAUUGCAGUGGUUGAAUAUUGUGGGCUUGUUAUAUUAAAGGUGUUUUUAUUUCAAAUAAUUGUGUGAAGUUAGCAUGGUAGGUGUUCUAUUUCAAAUUUUUGUGGUGACUUUUGAAAAUGUUUACUAAACCGAAUCGCAUGUUGUAAUGUGCAUGGAUUUCAAAUACAGUUUGGCAAUGGGA
This is a messenger RNA of Perca fluviatilis (European perch), 1064 nucleotides long. RefSeq lists its product as uncharacterized. Bases 20 to 721 code for a protein of 233 amino acids. Lineage: Eukaryota; Metazoa; Chordata; Actinopteri; Perciformes; Percidae. The transcript is spliced from 8 exons. The record is from RefSeq and is a predicted model, not a curated record.